AUGGGUAAUGGUUGUCAAGCAGGAGCUAGUCCAACUGUGCGCGAAAACGAAGAAGGACGCAUGCCGGCUGGCAGCGGUGGGUCCUGCCAAGGACCGCCUGUGCCGCCCCGCGGACUCAACGCCCACUCUGCCGUUACCGGUCCUCCCAUUAUUGCAGUUAUGCGUGGUGAACGUGCAGAGAUGGAGCAGAUUUCGGACUGGAGUAUCGAGAAUGUGAUCGACUGGAAGAGAAUCGUUUCUAAAUACUAUGAUAUAAAAGGAAUAAAAGAUGAAUCCGAGGGCGAUGAGCAGUGA
This is a messenger RNA of Cylicocyclus nassatus, 294 nucleotides long. The record is from the annotation of a GenBank genome assembly. NCBI's taxonomy places the organism in Eukaryota, Metazoa, Nematoda, Chromadorea, Rhabditida, Strongylidae.